AUGCCUUCCGCCGAAUUCACCGCCGCUGCCGACUCUGUGCAGAAGCUUCCCAAGACUCCUUCCGACGACGAGCUUCUUGAGCUCUACGGACUGUACAAGCAGGCCACCGUCGGCGACAACAACACCGACCGACCCGGCGCCUUCAACUUCAAGGCCAAGUACAAGUGGGACGCCUGGGACAAGCUCAAGGGCAAGUCUCAGGAGGAGGCUGAGCAGGAGUACAUUGCUCUUGUCCAGACCCUUUCCGACAAGUACAACUAA
Messenger RNA from Yarrowia lipolytica CLIB122, 261 nucleotides. RefSeq lists its product as uncharacterized. The record is from RefSeq and is a predicted model, not a curated record. Gene Ontology annotation, biological process: fatty acid metabolic process. NCBI's taxonomy places the organism in Eukaryota, Fungi, Ascomycota, Dipodascomycetes, Dipodascales. Gene Ontology annotation, molecular function: fatty-acyl-CoA binding.